AUGGCUCGCUAUACGAUCAAUAGGAACAGCAACUCAGUUAGUGCUUUUAAUCCUGUGGUGUCUUCACGAAAUUCACGAUGGAAACCUUCCUCGCCUUUCGACGAAUUAACGGGAAGACACUCCUCGUGCACACAGCCAAGUGGUCCUCCUCUUCUUAAACUGGAAAGGUUCGUAGAAGACUUCUUCAAUAAAGAGCCUGAACUCAAUUCCCGGAAAUCAUCGCCGGCUAAAUCUGGUAAUCCUCGCGAGGGAUUAGCUGUUCCUUCAAGAGCAAACAAAAGGACAAUAUUUUCAGAAUUUCAAUGUGAAACUCUUGAAAAUAAUUUCAAGUUCAAACAACAUUUAUCGCCAUCUUCUGGGACGUGGCUCGCCAAGCUUUUAGGCUUGAGAAAACAGCAAGUGGUUACCUGGUUCCAAAAUAAACGAGCGCGAGAACGGAAACGAGCAGGGCUUAAACUCCCGCGACACGGAAAGAAGUGCAUAUUUAGUACAAACGUCGAA
This is a messenger RNA of Porites evermanni, 501 nucleotides long. NCBI's taxonomy places the organism in Eukaryota, Metazoa, Cnidaria, Anthozoa, Scleractinia, Poritidae. The record is from the annotation of a GenBank genome assembly.